GGCGCGAAGCGGUGCUCUCUGCCGCCCCGCGCCCCCAUGUACGCCUUUUACUCUCUGCUCAUCUACAUCUUCUACAGUCUUUUUCGCAGGGAUGGCGGGGCCGCGGCGGCCGCGGACCCCAACGACCCCACCCAGAGGAGCAGUGGUAAACCUAGGGGUCGUCGCCGCCCCGAUCAGUUCACAUCAGAGCUCUGGACCGAGCUGAACAGCCUGGCGGGCUGCUCCAAAUCUGAGGAUGGUCAGAAAGGAGCCGAGGGUGGAGCACCUGAGGUGUCUCUGGAAGAGGCACUUAUGCGCCUUGCUGAGUUCCUUUCCCUCCAGUUGGGGGCAGAAGAGAGCUGUGGGACGCCUCCUGACCCGGGCAAGCCUGGUGAGGUCCCCCCGCUGUUGACAGUGACAAGUCAGCUCUUGGCCCUUCUGGCAUGGACACGGAGCCCCAGGGGGAGACAGGCCUUGCUCCAGGGGACACAGUCAGCCUGCCCAGUGCAGUCUUCCACUCUAGAUGGGUCCCUGUCACAAGAAGAAAGCUCCUCUCAGCCCACUCCCAUCCUGGAUGAGGUACCAGGGGAUGAAACCCAGGAACUGCAGCCUCCCCAGCUGGAGGAGGAACAGAGAGCUUGGCAGCGGCUGGAACAGCUUAUUCUUGGACAGCUGGAAGAGCUGAGACAGCAGCUGGAGCAACAGGAAGAAGAGCUGAGCAGGCUGCGCCUGGGAGUGGGGGCGACAGAUUCAGAGAAAAGAGUUCAGCAUCUCACACUGGAGAAUGAAGCCUUGAAACAGAGUUUGAGCCUUACUCGGGAGCUCCUGCUGCACGGGGGCCCUGGCCCCCUCUCCAGAGCUCCACAGGAGGAGGCAGGGGCUCUGUUGGAGCUGCAGGGACAGCUUCAAGAAGCCCAAGACACCACAGAAGCCCUCCGAGUCCAGCUGGGAGUCCAGGAGAUGCAGCUGCAGGGCCUGCGAGGGGCCCUCCAGCAGCUCCAGCAGGAGACAGAACAGAACUGCAGACAGGAGCUGCAGCAAGUUCAUGGACAGCUGGCAGGACUUCGGGCACGGAUGGCCAGCCUUCGUCAGGGCUGUGGGGACCUCCGAGGACUGGUCAGCACCUUUACCCAGAGUUGUCAGGGCUCUCUGAGUGAGGCCCAGGGCCAGGUAUCCUGGGCCCUUGGGGCUCUGUCAGCAGGAGGGGCUAGGACUCAGCUCCCAGAGGGGCAGCAGGGACCCCCAACUGGAUGCUCAGGGAGGCUUUUGGAACUCAAGGGUAAGAUUGGCUUUGGGAGUGGAGCAGGGACGACUACAGGAUGGAAGAAGAGGAGCCAAUCUGCUGGUGUGGUCCCCAAUGCAGGGAAUAUCCGUGUGCUAUGUCGGCUGAGACCAGCUGAAGGAAUACCUUCUAGCCUGGUGAGCGUGGAGCCUGGACAAGGGGGGACCAUCACCACCUGCUACCGAGGGCGCCAGCACCGCUUUCGCCUGGACUGGGUCUUUCCUCCAGAUGCCAGCCAGGAGGAGGUCUUCAGGCAGCUAGAGCCAGCAGUGCUGUCUUGCCUCCAGGGAUACAGUGUCUGCAUCUUCACUUAUGGUCAGACUGGGACUGGGAAAACCUACAGUAUGGAGGGCCCACCUGAGGACCCUGGCAUAGCUCCUAGGGCACUGCAGUUGCUGUUCCGGGAGAUGGGGACUGGAGGGCACCACCAUGUGACCCUCAGCAUGGUGGAGAUCUACAACGAGGCAGUCAGGGACCUCCUAGCUACAGGGCCUCCAGAGCGCCUGGUUGUGAGGCAGGGACCUGCAGGGCAGGGGGGAAUUCAAGUGGCUGGCCUCACGCACUGGGACGUCCCUAACCUGGAAACCCUGCAUCAGAUGCUGAGUCUGGGGAGGAGCAACCGAGCUACGGCAGCUACUGUCAUGAACCAGCACAGCUCACGCUCCCACGCCCUAGUUACGUUGACUUUGCGCUCAGCGUCUCCAUCUCGUGCCCAGGGUAGCACAGGCACACUGCAUCUGGUGGACCUGGCAGGAUCCGAGCGUGUGUGGAAAGCGGGGGUGGCCAGCCCGCUGCCGAGAGAUCCCAAUGGAGCCCGGCGCCUGCGGGAGGCCCAGGCAAUCAACCGCUCUUUGCUGGCGCUAGGAGGAGUGAUGGCCGCACUCCGAGCUCGACGACCGCACGUACCUUUCCGAGACUCACAGCUUACACGCCUGCUACAGCCGGCGCUUGGCGCCGGCACCACCGCAGUGCUGCUGCUGCAGAUCUCAACGAGGACCGAAGAUCUUGGGGAGACGAUCUGCUCGCUCAAGUUCGCCGAGCGAGUGGGUCAAGUGGAACUGGGACCAGCCCGGCGCCGUAGAGCCCCACGCUCCGGAACCCCUUCUUCUCUCAGUACUGACACCCCACUCACUGGGACUUCCUGCACCCCUACACCAUCUCCUGGCAGCCCUCCAAGUCCCAGCCCCAACUGCUGUUCUGGCUUGACUCUAGAGCCUCCAGCAGACCUGCCUCCGUAGAUCUAGGUCAAAGCCCUUAGGACUGGUCUUGGGAUGGGAACAAACCUCUGCUGGCAGAGGCAGCAGUGAAGUUCCUAUACCCCACCUUCCAGGCCAACCUCUUUUGUCUUUUUUCAACUCAGGCCCUAGCUGGCCCCCAGAAUCCUAGUUUCCCCUUUGCCUUCUUGAUCUGGCCAGGGACUGUCGUGCUCGGAGAAAGGAUAGCCUCCUCCCUUCCACCCCCAGCUGGGCCGCAGGCCCUCAGCUCUCACCUUAUCACCAUUUGCCCUUAUCACAGCCCGCAGCGGGGGAUCCGGAGCUGCAGGAACCAGACCCCAGACCAAGUGGUUUCCCAACUCACCACCCUGCCCCCAAUAUCAGACUUGGAAUUAAAGCCUUGUAAAUUCCUUUACUGUUAAUCUCUCCCCUACUUCCACCACCCCAAAUCAUGUAGAGUCCAGAUUUCAUUUCCUAACCCUCUCCCCAAAAGGUGCUACCUCCUACCCAAGCAGCUGAGGGGUGGGGGAAGACUUCAGAAUGGACCCACUUUUGGCUCGCCCUCCCCCAGCCUGGAGCCAAGAAGGCGCGGUGACAGAGGGAUGGCUAGAUGGAUGGCAUGAGAGGGUGGGGUAAAGGGAAGAUGCCCCACCCUAGGCUGAGCACUGCUUCUCCAGACCCCGUCCCUGUGUGUGGGAGAGUGAUUGGCCAGACCUGUCGUGUCUAGCAGAGGCAAACCCCUUUCUGGAGUAGCCCAAUUAAAGUUAUGGGUUUUCAGCAA
This is a messenger RNA of Chionomys nivalis (European snow vole), 3256 nucleotides long. RefSeq names its product kinesin family member C2 (gene Kifc2). The transcript has 17 exons. Bases 37 to 2499 code for a protein of 820 amino acids. Gene Ontology annotation, molecular function: microtubule binding; microtubule motor activity; ATP binding. The record is from RefSeq and is a predicted model, not a curated record. Lineage: Eukaryota; Metazoa; Chordata; Mammalia; Rodentia; Cricetidae. Gene Ontology annotation, biological process: microtubule-based movement.